Messenger RNA from Amborella trichopoda, 7957 nucleotides. RefSeq lists its product as uncharacterized. NCBI's taxonomy places the organism in Eukaryota, Viridiplantae, Streptophyta, Magnoliopsida, Amborellales, Amborellaceae. The record is from RefSeq and is a predicted model, not a curated record.
UUCUUCUUCCUCUCUCUCUCUCUCUCUCUCUCUCUCUCUCUUAAUUUUGGUAUUUCUUUUCCUUCCCUCCCUCUCUGUGUGCGUCUUUCUUCUAUGAAACAUCUUAGCUGCCGGAAUCUACAUUUUCUUGCAUGCUCACCUUCUAAUCUGGCCUGAUUUUGCGACAUUUCAUUUUCUUUUUCAUGGUGGGUCGAUAGAGAGAACGAAAAUAUACAGGGGACUUCAUCAUGGAUUUCUACAGUCUGAAGCGAAAGGAACUUCAGGCUCUCUGCAAGAAGCACGAUCUGCCUGCGAAUUUCACCAAUUUGAAAAUGGCAGAGAGCCUCACAGCUCUUCUUCACGUGAAACCUAGAAGCACGAGCAAUUCAGGCUCUGGGGUUGAAGGCGAUAGUGGUGAGCAAAUUCUUAAAAAAUGCUUGAGAGAUUCUGAUAAUGCUGAGAAAAGGGUGGCGAAGAGGGUUCGAUUUUCUCAAGAUGAAGAUACCAAUAGCGAUCCAACAACGCCUGAAAAUUGCGGAAAGUCAGAGACAAUCUCAAAUAAAAAUAAUUCACAAGGGAAGAAAAGGCCAACCCCAAAACGGUUGAGAAGAGGGAAAACAUCUCUGGAUAGAACCACUCAUGGCAGUAAAGAGGGGGAGGAAAAUAAGGGAGAGAUACAAGAAAUUCCUGAAGUUUCGAUUAGGGUUACAAGGUUUCGUGCUAUGAAGAUGCCUGAGACAAUAAGCCAAGAUGAGCAGGCCACCCCUCUUCCUCAGAAUAAGGGGAAAAUAUCAAAGAAGUCAAAGACAGAGAAAGUGGAGAAGAAUGUUGAGGUAAAUGAAAAAUUCCCGUAUGUUACUGAAUUUUACGAUGAUGAUGAAACUGCGGGAUCAGACAAGGAUGAAAUUGCCAAAAAGAAUGGCCGGAGCCAUGCUGGAAAGGCACUAAGAUCUCUGAGAAAUAAGAACAUUAUCACACCGAUCAAAUCAAAUGGAGAAGGUGAACAGAAUGAUGGUAGGAAAACCCAAACUCUUCCUGGAAAAGUUCUUAGAUCUUUGAGAAACAGGGAUAUUUCCUGUCCAGAAAACACUCGUAUAGAGGAAGAAAUUGAAGGGAAGAAAAUCCUGAUUCUCCCUGAAGAUGUUCUUAGCUCGUUGAGGAGAAAGGAUCAGGAGGAUGAAGCUCCCAGACAAUCAACACAUUUUGGAUUAAGAAACAAGAAAUCCAUUUCGGCAAUGGAGGAAAUAACAAUUGAAGAAGCUGGAUAUGUACCUCGGAGGAAAAGUGGAAGGGGACACAAAGAUAGAGAUUUAGAGCAACCCAAGAUUACAGAGGCCAAUGUUUCAGUUAAAGUGGGAGAACACGCUGAAAUGGAAAUUCAAUCAAAGGAUCAGAGAAAGGGAACUGAAGCUUUAAGGCGAUCAAAAAGAGCUUUGAGAGAACAUGGUCCCUUAUCUGCAAUUGAAGAUACUGAACCUUUAAAGCAACCCAAGAACAUAGAGGCCCAUGUUUCAGUUAAUGUGGAGGAGGAGACCGAACGCCAAAUUCAAUCAAAUGAUCAGAAAAAGGGAACCAAAGCUUUAAGGCGGUCAAAACGAACUGUUUUGAGAGACCAUGGUACCAUCUCUGCAACUGAUGACACUAAAGCUUCAAUGCAACCCAAAGAGGCCCAUGUUUCAGUUGAUGUGGGGGAAGAAACUGAAACUGAAAUUCAAUCAAAGGAUCAGGUAAAGGGAACCAAAACUUCAAGGCGGUCAAGGCGAACUGUUUUGAGCGGCUAUGAUUCCAUUUCUGCAACUGAAGAUAAUGUAGCUUUAAAGCAACCCAAGAAUACAGAGGCCCACGUUGCAGUUAAUGUGGGGGAAGAGACUGAAACUGAAAUUCAAUCAAAGGAUCAGAGGAAGGGAACGAAAGCUUUAAGGCGGUCAAUACGAACUGUUUUGAGAGACCAUGGCUCCAUCUCUGCAACUGAAGAUUCAAAGCAACCCAAAAACGCAGAGGCCCAUCUUUCAGUUGAUGUAGGGGAAGAAAUUGAAACUGAAAUUCAAUCAAAGGAUCAGAAAAAGAGAACCAAAACUUCAAGGUUGUCAAGGCGAACUAUUUUGAGAGGCCAUGAUUCCAUCUCAGCAACUGACCUUACUGUAGCUUUAAAGCAACCCAAGGACACAGAGGCCCAUGUUGCUGUUAACGUGGAGGAAGAGAACGAAACUGAAAUUCAGUCGAAGAAUCAGAAAAGGGGAAGCAAAGCCUUAAGGCGGUCAAGACGAACUGUUUUGAGAGACCAUGAUUCCAUCUCUACAACUGAAGAUACUGAAGCUUCAAGGCAAGCCAUGAACACAGAGGCCCAUGUUAAAUGUACCAAAAUGUUAAGGCAGUCAAAACAAACUGCUUUGAGAGGCCAUGGUUCCAUCUCUGCAACUGAAGAUACUGAAGCUAAAAAGGGAAGUGAAGUUUUAAGGAGGUCCAGACGCACUGGACUUAAAGACCAGGCUUCUGUUACUGUCACCGAAGAGAAAGAAAUCCAAUCUGAAGUGGAAUCGCAGAAGAGUGAUGCGUUCUUUGUAGCUGAAGAGGCCAGAAAUGAACCUAAGAGAAGUCGACAAACAAAACCAGAAAAAUCUGGUCAGGUUAGAAGAACAGUAAAAGCAAUGAUGGAGAAUGAUAUUAAGGCCAAAAAUGCUUACGGUUCACUGGGGACUAAUGUUCUUGAUGUGGAGUUUGAAGGCUGUGAUGAAAGUACAGCUUUCACUGAAGAGCUUAUGAAGUCAAGAGACAGGGCUUUAUUAGAAGAGGGGCAUGGUCUUCUUGAAUUAGAAAAUACUUCUGUGCCCACUGAUGAAAAUGUUACAGAGCCUUCAACAAAAGUUCAAACUGAAGGUGAAAGUAAAGUGCUUGAAUUUUAUGAUUCACAAGAUGAACUUUUGGAGUGGGAAGAACUAGUAGAAGGGGCUUCGAUGCCAGAAGAUGCUCUACAAAAUAUUUCAAAGGAGUAUGCAGAUGACACAAAAGGUAGUAGUGAAGUUGUUCGUGACAUGCACUCUAAAGCUACUGAAGCAGUUGGUGAGUUAAAUGAUACCACUAAAAUCGUUGCUGAGAUCCAUACUGAGGAAACUACAGAUCUGGAAGUGGGUGAUACCAAGGACAUGCACUCUAAAGCUAGUGAAGUUGUUGGGAUAAUGGAGGACAAUACAGAUGUUGCAUUGAUUUCUGGAUUAUGUAGUCGAGAGACUGGGUCAAGUUACGAAAAUGAAGUACAGUCUCAUACCGAUAGAGAAGCCUGUGGUAUUUCCGAAUCUGUGAAAAUGAGUGAAGUUUCUGAGGAAAAACAAGUUUCUAAGACAUUUAUAAAUAAUUCUGAAAGGGAAGAUUGUGAAGAAGUAACCAUGGUAAGUAAUAACACAGGUACUGUUUCGGAAGAAAUUCAAAAGCUUGAAUUUGAAGUUGCCAAAGAAUAUGAAGAGAAAGUUGGUUCUCAAACAGUCUUAGGUCAUCUUAAAUGUGAAGCUGCCAAAGGAUCUUCAGGAGUGAGAGAAACCCAUCGGCUGGUUGAAAGCACCAACGACGUUUCAGCAGUGAAAGAGACCCAGGCAAUAGUUUCCCCUUAUUUUUUUAGAGGGAAUGUACUGGAGAAUCUUGAAGAAGCUUCAGGAGCACUGGAAAGGCUUAAAGAAACUGGUUUGGAUGGUGAUGUUUGUCAAGAAGAUUCAGAGUUCGGGCAAAUUAGAGAGGCAGUUUCUGAGCCUGAAGAAGGUAAGCCAUUUGCAUCAAGCAAGUUUGAAGCCCAUGUUUCUCAACUAAGUGAAGAAGGCAUGGAUGUUUCUGAGAGCUUGCCUGAAGAAUUUGGGUUCUCUGUAGCAAAAGUUAAGGAUGAAUCUGUUUCUCUGAUCAACGAAAAGGUGACUGAAGAGCUUGCUUGUGAUAGACCAGAUGAUCCAGGCAAACCUCCUCUUGAUCUUUUGGAUAUUAUUGGUGAGGCAGACUUUAGCGAAGCAUGCAACAAAGCAUGUGCAGGGGUCAAGGAGGAUGGCACCCCUACAAUAGUGGAUUCUAGAUCAAGCUUUACUGUUAUCGAGAUCAAUAAUGAGGAGACUGGAGAUUCAGAAGGGUAUCAAGUUUUUAAUGCCAUGGGUGAAAACCAAGAGGUAAUGGAGGACAAUGUGGGUGUUUCUGGAUUGGUCAUGGGAGAGACUGGGUUGACGCAUAGAAAUAACAAACGGUUUCAAACAGAAAGACAAGUGUCUGGUAUUUCUGAAUUUGUAGAAGAAUCAGAGGCGAAACAAAAUUUGGAGAUUGUUUUAAAAAAGACUGGAACUGAGGAUGGCAAAGAAGUUGCCACGAUGAAUAAUACUAUAGAGAGAAUAUCACAAGAAGCUCACAGUCUUGGUUUUGAAAAUGUUGAAGAGUAUGAAAUGAAAGCUAUCUCUGAAACUGUAUCAGAGGAUCAUGAAUUUGGAGGUAGGAAAGAAGACGAGGCAGAAGUCGAUUUUAAGACUAUCCUGGAGCAGCUAGAGUAUGGAAGUACCAAAGAAGCUUCUGGAGUGAUAGUAACCCAUGUAAUAGCUGAAAGCGGCAAUGGAGCUUUAAAAGUGAAAGAGACCCAUGAAACAAUUUCUGGAGGGCUAGGCCUCAAUGAAACUGCUUUGGAUGAAAAUAAUUUCAUAGACGAAGAUUCAGAGUUUGAGAAAUUCAAAAAAGUUGGUCCCAUGCCUGAAGAACUUGGGCCAAUUAUUUCAGGGGAGUUGGAAGCCAAGGAUUCAAAAGAAUGUGAAGAGAGUGUCAAUGUUUUGGGGAGACUGCCUGAAAAUUUUGCAAUUUCUGCAGCAAAAGUUAAGGAUGAGUCUAUUUCAAGUAUCAACAAUGUGGAUACUGAAGAGCUUACUUGUGAGAGAUCAGAGGAUCUAGGCAAACUAAUGUGCAAUCUUCUGAAUGUAUCUGAUGAAACGUUGUCUAUUGAAGCACACAACAAAGGAGUGAGGGAUAAUGAUGAAGAAAUCUUAGCUUCUGAUAUUGCUGAAGUUAAAAACUUCAAUAAGCAGAUAGGGGAUGCAUUAUUCACUGGAAAUGCCUCAAAAUUAGAAACAUUACCUAAUAAGUUGCCUGGGAUUGUUUCAGAAGAAUGUAAUUCUGAUGCUUAUGAAGAAUGUGUUGGAGAAAACCAUUCUUUUAUGAUUAUUUCGAAGGAGAUCAAAACUCAAAACUUUGAGAGAAGAUUGUCACUCAAUGAUCUUUCCAAUAUUGGUGCAGGAAAUCUCAGCCCUAAGUGUCAUGAUGAUCCUGACUCUAGUUGUUUUGCUCAAAUUGAAGAGGGAGAAGGGAUUGCUCAAUCUGAAUCGGAGGAGCUUGAUUGUGAGUGUGGUGAAAAAGAUAAAAUGACCCACUUACAUGGUGGCAACGAAUUUGCAGAACUGGAAGAAAACAGAAACGUAGUGGGUGAAGAUUCUCAAACUCUUUUGCAGGAGCAAUAUUUUGGUGAUCUUGGACAUGAUGCAGAACAAAGAGAAACUUUGGAAUCUACUUUGAGUGAGCUUGUUUCAUGUCAAGAUGGUGAGGGCUCUGAAGAAAAGAGAGAAACCACUGAAGUAGUUGCAGAAGAGACCAAGGAGGUGAAUCUAGAAGAGGAUACUGAAGAAGAAGAUGAAUGUGAUGAUGGUGAUGAAGCAUCUUCUGAUUAUGUUUCCAAAGAAACAGGAUCCAAAACUUCCUUGAAAGACCUUCAAUGUGAGGAUGAAGAAGAGGCUGUAGAUAUCGCUGCUGAAAUAGAUAAACAAGAGGCCAAAAAUAUCUUGGAGAACAAAAACCUUGACGACACUGAAAAAAUUGCAAAAGGAAAAGAAAAUUUUGAACCUUCUUUUGGUGAACUGGGAUCCGAGACAGUCUUAGCAAUGUUCUGCCGUGAAGGUGGUGUAAAAACUACAGAAGGAGAGGAAGCUACUGUAACAGUUGUAGAAGCUCAAGAAAUGGGAGCAAGCAUUGAAAUAGAUGCAAGGGAGCUCCAGAGUGUGUCCGAGGAGCCACCGCUGGAGGAUCCUGAACAAGCAGAAGAGGAAGAAGAAGAAGCUAGUGAAUCUGUUUCAGAAGAACUAGGAUACCAUAUUUUCUCAGAAGAGCUUCACUGUGUGGAAGGGGCUGAAGCAGGCACUGUUGGAGAAACCAAUGAAGUAGUAAUCAAUGUGUUUCAAAGUUUUCUUGAGAAACAAAAUAUUCGUCCUGAGCAAGUUGCACCAGCAAAACAAAGCUUUGAAUCUAUUUUGAGAGAACAAGGAUCCAAGGCUCUCUCUCUAAAGAGUGAGGAUGGAGAAGCUGCCAAUUUUGAACAAACCACUGAAAUAGUAGUCAUGGAUGGGUCUCAAAUCAUUCUGGAGAACCAAAAUGUUGAGAGCUCCAAACAGAUUGAAGAAGGAAAAGAAAGCCUUGUAUUUCCUUCAGGAAAACUAGUAUCUGAGGCUUUAACUGGCAAGCUCCACUUUGAUGGCGGUGAAGAAGCUGCAGAUAUAAAAGAAACAUUUGAAACAACAAUGGAAAACCUCCAACCUGAGUCUAAUAAACCAACUGGUGACUACCGUGAACACAUUGCCAAGGAAAAAGAUGCUAUUCCCUCGAUUUUGGAAAAAGACAUCCAAUUUGAGGUUAACAAAGCCGCAGAAGCAGAGGAACUACACGGUCGGCGUGCUUCAGUAACCAUGUCUGAUUUCACCAAAGGUGCAGAGGUUGAAGAAAUUGCAGAAACGUCUUUGGAAGCUAAUUUCAUUGAAGAUGUCAUAGAUUCUGGAGAGGAUAAUAGGGCAGUUUUCGAGCAGAAAGGGAACAUUUCAACUCUGAUGGAGGUCGAUUUGAAAUACAAAGAGGAGAUCAGAGUUGCUGAAGAGAAUUUUGAAGCUCUUCCCCCUGUUGGUUUUGAGAAGAGCACAUCUCCCUUGCCUGUCAAUGGAGUGUUAAAAGAAGAAGAGCAAGGAGUGGAUGAAUCCAAGGCAGAAGCAAAUGGUGUAUCAGAACCUCAAAGUUCAGCUUGUGAGCCUAUCAAAGUCGAAGGUGUGAUGUUGGGGUUGCUUUCAGAUAACAACUAUAAUGGAAUUCAAGAAAAAGAGAGAGAAAUUUCCAAAAUAGAGGGUGAAAGGGAAAAACUAGAAGCGGAUUUCUCUGGUUUUGGCAUGGAAGCUCUCUCUGUUUUUGCUGAAGCUCCUCAUGAUAAGGAGAUAUAUGAGGAUGAAUCUAAUGGAGGAGUUACUACAUCAGAAGCAAAAAGUUCACACUCUAGGCUUUCAAAACCUGAACUGUCGAUGACCUCUGAAUUGUGUUCAGGGAACUUUGAAGGAAUUCCAGAAACGCUGAGAGAAAAGUCAGAAACUUUAAUUUACAAAAUGACAGCUGAAGAAGAAGAAGAAGAAGAUGCAGAGUUAUUUAACUACAUGCGUAAUUUAUUCACAGAAGUAGAAGAAGACCAAUCCCGAAACCGAACCCUAGAUCCUUCAGAAAGUGAAGGUAACCUGCCACCAAGUAGAGGAUUCCACAAAGCUUUUGAAAUGGAGUACAUUUGCAGGUUGUUGCAGGCGACACAUAUCUCAGUUCCCAUGGUUGAGCUUUCUUGCGGAAAUGAGAUACUCACAACCCUAGAUUUUAGAACUUCACUUGAAACCACAAAAUUCAAAAGUCCUCCAUUAAAGGUGAGGGAGGGGCCUGUGAUGAAAGAGAAUAGGCCAUCAUGGAGCAGAGGAGCAAAGAUGAGUGGGCUGAAGCCAGAGAAUGCAAGGACAGAAGUGAAGACGAGGCAUGCUUUGGGGGAGUUGCAGACAAACCAGAAUACUUUGCUUGGGGUGAAUUUCUCUCUCUAGGUUUUGAUAUUUUGGCUUGAAUUGGAGUGAGACUCUCUCCUUCUAGGUUUUCAUGUUUCUAAGAUGCAAACGAUUGACUGUGCUCUCUGUUUGUUGAAGAGCAAGUUAACGGUGUUUUUAAAUGAAGAACUCCUGCUGUAUUCUGUGAA